This is a messenger RNA of Manis javanica (Malayan pangolin), 519 nucleotides long. The record is from RefSeq and is a predicted model, not a curated record. Lineage: Eukaryota; Metazoa; Chordata; Mammalia; Pholidota; Manidae.
AUGAAGUCAGAGCCCUGGGGUGCAGGGACACUCUCCGGCAACCUGACUUGUGUUCAUUCGCUGUCUUCCAGGCUGAUUCACCCCCCAAGUGGCCGUUCCUACCACAAGGAGUUCAACCCCCCAAAGGAACCCAUGAAAGAUGAUAUCACUGGGGAACCCUUGAUCCGCAGAUCAGAUGAUAAUGAGAAGGCUUUGAAAAUCCGCCUGGAGGCCUACCACACUCAGACCAUCCCACUGGUGGAGUACUACAGGAAAAGAGGAAUCCAUUCUGCCAUCAACGCAGCCCAGACCCCUGACGUUGUGUUUGCGAGCAUCCUAGCAGCCUUCUCCAAAGCCACAUGUAAAGACUUGGUUAUGUUUAUCUAAUGUUGGGUCCAAAAAGGAAUUUCCUUCUUCUUCCUAUUCCUGUUUCCCUGUUGAGGAAGUGGGUGGGAAUGCCAGAGCAGACAGAAGGAAGCUUCCUCAGGCCAGCAAGAAUAUCAUUUGAUGUAUUGAUUAAAAAAGCACUUGCUUGAUGUA